Molecule: messenger RNA, 2787 nt
Organism: Biomphalaria glabrata
Lineage: Eukaryota; Metazoa; Mollusca; Gastropoda; Planorbidae
Product: glutamine synthetase 2 cytoplasmic-like
Exons: 9
Coding region: 277-1374 (365 amino acids)
Cellular component (GO): cytoplasm
Molecular function (GO): glutamine synthetase activity
Source: RefSeq, a predicted model, not a curated record
GAGAGCAUAAAUAGACAGUCAUUCGCCCACUGGUUAGCAUAUCGCCUAUAAAAGUUGGCGACAUUUGGUUCAUUUCGCACCAUCACCGAAACCUCAUUAGGAUAUAUCUACAAUCAUAACAACUACAGUCAGUUGACUUGACCACUUGUGACCAGACCAAUUAUCAACCGGACUUAUCGAUUGACGCACUUUGGAAUUCCAAGCCAGAUAAACAAGAGUUCCUGAUAAAGGAAUAUAUCGAAGCAUACAGGAGGCGACGUCGUGUCCUGAUCAAAUAUGGCAGCCUCCAAGUCUCAUCCAGUUAAAACCAGUAAAACAGUUUUGAAAAGAUUCUUGGAUCUCGAACAGCCAAAAGAAUACUGCCAGGUGGAAUACAUUUGGAUUGACGGCACAGGAGAAGGCAUCAGGUCAAAGGGCAGAACUUUGGAUUUCGUCCCCAAGGAAGCAAAAGAAUGCCCAAUAUGGAAUUACGAUGGCUCUAGCACCUGGCAGUCUGAUGGAUGCAACUCUGAUCUCUACCUGUACCCUAGAGCCUUAUUUAGGGAUCCAUUCAGGGGAGGCAACAACAAGCUCGUCAUGUGUGAUGUCUACAAGCACAACAAGGAACCAGUUGAAAGCAAUAAAAGAAACACUUGCGCUGACGUCAUGGAGAAAGCAAAAGACCUGGCCCCAUGGUUUGGAAUUGAACAGGAGUACUCUCUUCUAGAUUUUGAUGGCUACCCUCUAGGAUGGCCCAAACAGGGCUUCCCAGGCCCACAGGGUCCUUACUACUGCGGGGUGGGCUCAGACAAGGUGUACGGCAGGGACGUGGUGGAGGCCCACUACAGGGCAUGCCUUUAUGCUGGCAUCACAAUCAGUGGCAUCAAUGCAGAGGUCAUGCCCUCACAGUGGGAGUUCCAGGUUGGUCCUUGUGAAGGAAUCAAGAUGGGAGACGAGCUCUGGGUGGCCAGAUACAUUCUGCUGAGAGUGGCUGAAGAGUUUGAUGUCAGGGUGACAUUUGAUCCCAAACCAAUACCCGGCAACUGGAACGGAGCUGGAGCCCACUGCAACUACAGCACUAAGCCUAUGAGAGAGGACGGUGGAUUGGCAGAGAUUGAGAAAGCCAUUGACAAACUGAGCUUGAAACAGAAAGAACACAUCCGGGCUUAUGAUCCAAAGAAUGGCCAGGACAAUGCAAGACGUCUUCUAGGCUCCCAUGAAACAUCCAGCAUUGACCAGUUCUCUGCUGGUGUCGCCAACAGAGGUGCCAGUAUUCGUAUUCCAAGACAGGUAGCGGAGGACAAGAAAGGUUAUUUGGAGGACAGAAGACCAGCCUCCAACUGUGAUCCUUACUCCGUGACAGAGAUUGUUGUCAGAACCACUGUAUUAGAAUAAAGCCUAGUUGCUUGUGCCACUGACCAUUGACCACUUGGACCACUAGCUUCAUCCUCAACCAAGGUUAUUUUAAAACUUCUUGCAUAUUGGGGCAUGAAGCAGGAAGAAAUUAUCAACUUGUAAAUAUUUCAAGAUGUCAUUUUGUACUUUUUGUUUCCUAACUAGAAGUUUUUAGUUUGUCAUGUAUUUCCUUUAAUAGAACACCACAUGAAGAGGAAUUUUAAUAUUAAUUUUUAUGUGUAUUCUUUCAGCAUUGAGUUCACUAUAUAAUAUUUACAAAAUAAUGUUAUUUUUCUGCAAGUCCCAUAUUGUGCCUAUGUUUAAAAUGAUUGAAAACAAAUUGGCCAUGACACAGAACUCAGGUCUAUGAUGUUUAACAUAAUUCUUAAUCUAAAUCAUAAAUAACACUUAAUCUAACAUUCCAAGGAGAGACUUUAAACUGAAUCUUAUUAAUAUUUGUGACUUACUUGAUAAGCUUAUGAAAGAUUUACACUAAAAUGGACUUGUCAAAUCUUAUAAUUUAUUGUUAGAUAGAUGUUUGCAUUAGUCGAUUAAAGUAAUUAAUUCUUUUGUAUUUACCAUCAAAUUUAAUGUAUGUUGAAUUAUGUAACAUAGCUGGGUUCCAUUUUAUUUUACCACAAAGUUUCAUGUUAGCAUUGUGGUCUUCUUUAGGUAAAGUUUGAUAUGAUAGUUUGUAUCAUUAUACAUGUAUCAUCAAACAUAUAUAUUGUUUUGUUUUUUUUAUGUUAAGGGAGAUGAACAGUAUAUAAAACUAGGGUAUUCAAAGAUGAACAACUCAAGUUAUAUGUUUAACCCAUUGAUGCUUAAAGCGCAGAAAACAUUGGGAUAUUUUUUUUUAAGCAUUAGCUGUAGACUAAGUAAAACAACAACAACAACAAAAAUAACAAGCAGUAUAGGCAUGAAUGGGUUAAAUUUUGUUUCAUAGCAUGAAUUGGUUACACGUGAGGGGGGGGUGUUGUGUUCGGUCAGUACAGAGAGUCUUAGAGUGUGAUGUGAAUACCCUGUUUGUAUUAUAGGCUGUCUUUCAUAAGGGUAUUCAUUCAAGGGUUACAGUUAGACCCUCAGUCACACAAAGGCAUAUUUACAUGAUAUAUAAUGAGACCUUUGAUUAGUGAGUUUAAACUAUGAGAGUCUUCUAUAGUCACCUUUGAACCACGUGAGAGUGAACUUUUGUGAAACAUUGAAUGACAUUUAGAAUAAAAACUUUGACAUGUCUUUCACUUAGCUGAGCUGUUGUAUCAAUGAAAUAGCAUAUAAUGUGGAUGUGUGAGUGGAUAUAAAAAUUUUAACACAUUGUUUAAAAUUGAUUUAUUGAUGUAGAUUUAUUAUUGUCUGUUUAUAUGAUUGUUACAUGUUUUAACUGUUUAAACAUUAAAUAUUGUCAAAAAUUGC